Phyllostomus hastatus (greater spear-nosed bat) is the source of this 4163-nucleotide messenger RNA. It is a transcript of the gene LIG4, whose product is annotated as DNA ligase 4. Gene Ontology annotation, cellular component: DNA ligase IV complex; DNA-dependent protein kinase-DNA ligase 4 complex. Lineage: Eukaryota; Metazoa; Chordata; Mammalia; Chiroptera; Phyllostomidae. The record is from RefSeq and is a predicted model, not a curated record. The transcript is spliced from 2 exons. Gene Ontology annotation, biological process: double-strand break repair via nonhomologous end joining; DNA biosynthetic process; immunoglobulin V(D)J recombination. Gene Ontology annotation, molecular function: ATP binding; DNA binding; DNA ligase (ATP) activity. Bases 339 to 3074 code for a protein of 911 amino acids.
CGUCAUGGUUUCCCCCGCCACUAGGGGCUACAGCACCUGCGCCUUGAGCAGCUGGCGGAACAGGCUCUUUAGGCUUCGGGUUCAGGUUUGGUGGAGGCACCUCAGUAUUCGUGUCUUGUAGGAGGUUUGUGGGGCAGCCCGGCCCGGGAGGGGCCUCAGAGUGCACCGAGCGAUCCAUAGCUGAAGUCUGGGCAGGCGGAAGCUGGGCAAGAGUUCCCAAAGCAGCAGGAGCCAACAAAUGCUUAAAAAGUUCAUUUUUGUUGUUCCUGGACCCAAAGUUCGUGAGUUCAACCGCCCUCUGAAUCCAGAGUUGAACCAGAGGAUUCAGCAUCGCUGCUAUGGCUGCCUCACAAACCUCACAAACUGUUGCAUCUCACGUUCCUUUUGCAGAUUUAUGUUCAACUUUAGAACGAAUACAGAGAAGUAAAGGACGUGCAGAUAAAAUCAGAUACUUCAGGGAAUUUUUAGAUUCUUGGAGGAAAUUUCACGAUGCCCUACAUAAGAACCAAAAUGAUGUCACAGACUCUUUUUAUCCAGCAAUGAGACUUAUUCUUCCUCAGCUAGAAAGAGAGAGAGAGGCCUAUGGGAUCAAAGAAACUAUGCUUGCUAAGCUUUAUAUAGAAUUGCUCAAUUUACCUAGAGGAGGAAAAGAUGCUCUUAAACUUCUAAAUUACAGAACACCUACUGGAACUCGUGGAGAUGCUGGAGACUUUGCAAUGAUUGCAUAUUUUGUGUUGAAACCAAGAUGUUUACAGAAAGGACAAUUAACCAUACAGCAAGUAAAUGACAUUUUAGACUCAAUUGCUCGCAAUAAUACUGCCAGAAGAAAGGACUUAGUAAAGAAGAGUUUUCUUCACCUUAUAAGUAAGUGUUCAGCACUUGAACAAAAGUGGCUUAUACGGAUGAUUGUAAAAGACUUAAAGCUUGGUGUUAGUCAGCAAACUGUAUUUUCCAUUUUUCAUAAUGAUGCUGCUGAGUUGCAUAAUGUCACCACAGAUCUGGAGAAAGUCUGUAGGCAACUGCACGAUCCUUCAGUAGGACUCAGUGAUAUUUCCAUCACUUUAUUCUCUCCCUUUAAGCCAAUGUUAGCCGCAAUAGCAGAUAUUGAGCGAAUUGAGAAGGACAUGAAAAACCAGAGUUUCUACAUUGAAACCAAGCUAGAUGGUGAACGUAUGCAAAUGCACAAAGAUGGUGAUAUAUAUGAAUACUUCUCACGAAAUGGGUAUAAAUAUACAGAUCAGUUUGGUACUUCUUCUCAGGAGGGUUCUCUUACACCAUUCAUUCAUAAUGCAUUCAAAACAGAUAUACAAAUGUGUAUCCUUGAUGGUGAGAUGAUGGCCUACAAUCCUAAUACCCAAACUUUUAUGCAAAAGGGAAAUAAGUUUGAUAUUAAAAGAAUGGUAGAAUAUUCUGAUCUGCAGACUUGUUAUUGUGUUUUUGAUGUAUUGAUGGUCAAUAAUAAAAAGCUAGGACAUGAAACCCUGAAAAAGAGGUAUGAAAUUCUUAGUAGUAUUUUUACACCAAUACCAGGUAGAAUAGAAAUAGUGCAGAAAACACAGGCUCAUACUAAUAAAGAAGUAAUUGAUGCUCUGAAUGAAGCAAUAGAUAAAAGAGAAGAGGGAAUCAUGAUAAAACAUCCUCUAUCCAUUUAUAAGCCAGACAAAAGAGGUGAAGGAUGGUUAAAAAUCAAGCCAGAGUAUGUAGAUGGAUUGAUGGAUGAACUGGACAUCAUAAUUGUUGGGGGCUACUGGGGUAAAGGUUCACGUGGUGGAAUGAUGUCUCAUUUUUUGUGUGCUGUAGCAGAGAAGCCCUCUUCUGGUGAAAAACCAUCAGUGUUUCAUACUCUUUGUCGUGUUGGCUCAGGUUACACCAUGAAAGAACUGUAUGAUCUGGGUUUGAAGUUGUCCAAACAUUGGAAACCUUUUCAUAAAAAGGCUCCACCAAGUAGCAUCUUAUGUGGAACGGAGAAACCAGAAGUGUACAUUGAACCUUGUAAUUCUGUCAUUGUUCAGAUUAAAGCAACAGAGAUUGUUCCCAGUGAUAUGUAUAAAACUGGCUGCACUUUGCGUUUUCCACGAAUUGAGAAGAUAAGAGAAGACAAAGAGUGGCAUGAAUGCAUGACGCUGGAUGACUUAGAACAACUUCGAGGGAAAGCAUCUGGAAAGCUUGCAUCUAAACACUUUUUUGUUGGUGGUGAUGAUGAACCACAAGAAAAAAAGCGGAAAGCUGCCCCAAAGAUUAAGAAAGUUAUUGGAAUUAUCGAGCACUUAAAAGCACCUAACCUUUCUAACAUAAACAAAGUUUCCAAUAUAUUUGAAGAUGUGGAAUUUUGUGUUAUGAGUGGAAUAAGUAGCCAUUCAAAGCCUGAUCUGGAGAACAGAAUUGCAGAAUUUGGUGGUUAUAUAGUACAAAAUCCAGGCCCAGACACCUACUGCGUUAUUGCAGGGUCUGAGAACAUAAGAGUGAAAAACAUAAUUUCUUCAAAUAAACAUGAUGUUGUCAAGCCUGAGUGGCUGCUGGAAUGUUUUAAGACCGAAAGCUGUGUGCCAUGGCAGCCUCAUUUUAUGAUUCAUAUGUGCCCAUCAACAAAACAACAUUUUGCCCGUGAAUAUGAUUGUUAUGGUGAUAGUUAUUUCACUGAUACAGAUUUGAACCAACUGAAGGAAGUGUUCAUGGGAAUUAAAAGUCCUAGUGAACAGACUCCUGAAGAAAUGGCUUCUGUGAUUGCUGAUUUAGAAUACCGAUAUUCCUGGGACUGCUCUCCCCUCAGUAUGUUUCGACACCACACUAUUUAUUUGGACUUGUAUACUGUUAUUAAUGACUUGAAUAGCAAAAUUGAGGGAACAAGAUUAGCUAUUACAGCCUUAGAGCUUCGAUUUCAUGGAGCAAAAGUAGUUUCUUAUUUAGCUGAGGGAGUAUCUCAUGUAAUCAUUGGGAAGGAUCAUAGUCGUGUUGCAGAUUUUAAAGCUUUUCGAAGAACUCUUAAGAGAAAGUUUAAAAUUCUACAAGAAGGUUGGGUAACUGAUUCAAUAGACAAAUGUGAGUUACAGGGGGAAAAUGAGUAUCUGGUUUAAAGCUAGUUUUUCUAGUUAUGAAAGAAUCUGAUUUGGCUGACUCCUAACAGGUGGUAAUGAGAAAAUGUUAAACUAUGUUUUAUGUUUAUCUCUUAAAAAUCUGUGUUUGAACAAAAUUGGUAUAGGAAAAUAAGAAUCUUCUUGUAACUGUUGAGAUAGAAAAGACAGAUAGAAAAGAUGUUGAGAUAGUGGCUCAAAGCCAAGAAAGAAAAAAAUUUUAGCAAUGUAGUAUUUGGGCAUUUUUAUAACCAAGAUGAAAUAAGCAGUUUAAAGAAAAGGUAUUUAUAUAAUAUUUCUAUAGGAAUAUAGUCAUUUGAGUCAGAUAUUAAUAAAAUACAUAUAGAAGCUUUUAGAGCCAUAGUAUUGACCUAAACAGGAUUUUAUCUAAUAAAAAAGCAUUAUAGGAAAAAAGCAGAACUGUUAAAUUGGACUUGUAAAAUAGGUCUUUAAGUGUGAAAGCUGAAAUUCUUUUCAGUGUAAAAUGUAAACAAAGUUAUUUUUUUAAGGUUAAGGUCAAGCUCAUGAAUAAGACCUUGUUAAUGAUGUCAUUACCUAAAUUAGGGAUAGAAUAACACUUAAUGGUCUAAAAACUUAAAAUUAGAUCAGUUUGAUGAAAAAAAAAAACAAGAGUUUAAAAGUCCUUGACCCACAUUUAACUUUUUUCUAAAAUAGAGCAUGUUUUAAAUAAAGUAUUUUUAUGUGAAUUUGUACUCCAGUAUAAAUGAUAUUCACAGAGUGAUUUUUCUAGAUGUAGUUCAUUGAAUAAGUGUCAAAUGGUAAGUUGUGUUGUAACUUUCAUUACAGACAAGUAAAUUGCUUUAACUUUUAAUAUAACUUAUUUAUCAGGUUAUUUAAAGUCAGUGUAUAUAGUAUAUAUUGUGUCUGGAUUUAAAUAUUAAAUUUUGGAAUAUAGCUUAUACAUACAUUUUGAAAAAUACACUUUCAUGACACCAUUGAAAUACUUGGAAUUUGGUACCUGAGAAAAUGUAUAGGUUAUUUGUAAUUAGAAAUGUUACCCAAACAGUGGAACAAAUAUAUGUAAUUUUGUUAUCUUUCUUAAUUUAAAUAAAAUAUUUAUAUACUAUUAAA